This is a messenger RNA of Brassica napus (rape), 489 nucleotides long. RefSeq names its product glutathione S-transferase T3-like. The coding region runs from base 1 to 489 and encodes 162 amino acids. Lineage: Eukaryota; Viridiplantae; Streptophyta; Magnoliopsida; Brassicales; Brassicaceae. The transcript has 2 exons. The record is from RefSeq and is a predicted model, not a curated record.
AUGCACUGUAAGCAAAGGUGGCAGAAGAUCAACGACCUCGUCUGCAAGUUCUGUGGCUCCUAUGAAGCUGCAACCAGGAAGAAGACCAGCGGACAAAAUGAGACUGAUGUUCUCAAAAGAGCGCAUGAGAUCUUCUACAACAACUAUAAGAAGAAGUUCACCCUUGAGCAUGCAUGGAUAGAGCUGCGAAACGAACAGAAAUGGUGUGAUCUUUCAAGCUCAAAGCAAGAUGGAAGCUCUAAAAAGAGGAAGUUGGACGAUGGUGCACAAUCAUCAACCUCUCACGCCACUGAAAGCAAGACUUCUGAAGCUGAUGAAGGCACCAAUCGUCCCUUGGGUGUGAAGGCAUCUAAAGGACGUGGUAAGAAGACGACGUUUGAGGGGACGGGGCUGUCUGAGUUUCAGACAAUGUGGUCCAUUAAACAGCAGGAUCUGGUUAGAGAAUCAACAUACGCAGAGCUUCUUGUUCCUGUUCUGAUGAUGGGCUGA